Haemonchus placei is the source of this 327-nucleotide messenger RNA. The record is from the annotation of a GenBank genome assembly. NCBI's taxonomy places the organism in Eukaryota, Metazoa, Nematoda, Chromadorea, Rhabditida, Trichostrongylidae.
AUGGAGACAGUGACGGUGCGAAUGGCAAGAGGCGAUCGCAGCACCUCGUGGGGUUUUGGUGUCACUGAAGCACCAAACCGUGACGUUAUCAUUGUGAACGUCGUUGGCGGCUCGUUGGCGGAUCGCGCCGGUCUUCGAGACGGAGAUAUCAUCGAUCAGCUCGAGGGACUUGGAAACCUCGACAUCAACGCCGUUGAUCGUCUUCUCGUCACAUCACGCGAUAAAAUCGAGCUUAUUGUACACAGGUACUACUCAUUUUUACCCAUUACAGCGCUUCUCAGGACCACUCAAGAUGUACUCAUGUGUUUGAAAAAUCUGAGCUACUAA